Molecule: messenger RNA, 1418 nt
Organism: Colossoma macropomum (tambaqui)
Lineage: Eukaryota; Metazoa; Chordata; Actinopteri; Characiformes; Serrasalmidae
Exons: 6
Coding region: 1-1023 (340 amino acids)
Biological process (GO): response to bacterium
Source: RefSeq, a predicted model, not a curated record
AUGAGGACGGUUUCAGCCUGGAUUCUUAUGGUGUCUGUCCGUGAAAUAUACGCUGCAGAAACGCUGGAUAUUUACCAGAAACAGUCGUUUGUCUCUGCUAAGCCUGGUGAAGCCGUUACGCUUCAGUGCACACUGGCUGACCAUCAGAGUAAUGAAGACGUGUUUUGGUACAAACAGCCAGUGGGACAAAUGCCUCAGGAGGUGGGCAUCAAGGGGGCAUUUAUGGAAGCAGUCUUUUCAUCACAUUUCAAAAACUCAAACUUCAAACUGGAGAGAAUGGAGAACAGCGUUAGUCUGACUAUACCACACCCCACAAAAGAUGAUGAAGCGAUGUACUACUGUGGGAUAUCUGUGAUGAUGAUGAUCAAGUUUUCCACUGGAACAUUCUUAGCUAUUGCAGAUCAUCCUCACUUAAACAUAUCAGUUCUCCAAACUCCAGUAUGGGGCUCAGUUUCUCCAGGAGAGCCGGUCACUCUGCAGUGCACGGUCCUCUCUAAGAUCGGAGCAGCAGAACUCCGAGUGCUCUGGUUCAGAGCUGCUGCAGGACAAUCCUUUCCUGAAAUCAUUUACACUCAUCAGAACAGCAGCAGCCGUCAGUGUGAGAUCAGCUCUUCUACACACAGCUCUGUGUACAACUUCUCCAAGAACAUCCUCGACCACCACCAUACUGGAACUUACUACUGCGCUGUGGCUGCCUGUGGAAAGAUCAUUUGGGGCAAUGGAUCAACUGUGGAAAUAGCUGUACUUGUGAUGGGACUGGCUCUGGGUUUGUUCGCGGUCUGGAACGUCACACUGUGCUGCUUCUGUUUGAAAGGGAAAAUCUGUAAACAUUGCCAAGGCAGUAAACCUCACCCUGUUACACAUGAUCUCUCAAGACCAGACAAGCUACAUGACCAGGAACGUGACGCUAUGGAGCUGUAUUACUCCGCCUUCUCUGAAGCAGAUACUAAAAGAGGGGUGAAGAACAGAAGACGGCCUCAGGACAAUGUGUACUCUGAAGUGAUUUACACCAGCCUGACAUAAAGUCAGAUCAGACUCUGAUUCCUGUUCUGUUUACUGGACUGGGUGACUAAGACAUUUGAUUUGGUCAAAUGGGUUUAAUGUUCUUAAUGCGAUUGAGCUGAUUGGUUACUGAAACCAGAGAUAACAGUGAGUCAUUCAAAUGCAAAUCUCAAAGCAGAAGUGUCUAAUUACAGUGUUCAAAGCCAAAGAAUUCCAGCUGAGUCAAUCAAUCUUUUUCUUUAAAGAGGGAUCAAUGAGUUUUUUCCUCAGUAGUAUUUACCAUUAUCUCCUAAAACACAUUAUCUUUUCUCUUUUUGUUCUAUUGCCUUUAGGUUUCACUUGCUAAAAGUUGUUCUGUGAGCUGUAACCUGUACAUGCAUGUGAAUAAAGUAAACAUGAUGAAUCCAGGCUUUAAA